This is a messenger RNA of Sipha flava (yellow sugarcane aphid), 4215 nucleotides long. RefSeq lists its product as uncharacterized. The transcript has 12 exons. The record is from RefSeq and is a predicted model, not a curated record. Gene Ontology annotation, cellular component: plasma membrane. Lineage: Eukaryota; Metazoa; Arthropoda; Insecta; Hemiptera; Aphididae. Bases 2425 to 4020 code for a protein of 531 amino acids.
AGCGUCCGUGGUGUGCAACAGCAGUCCGUCGUCCGGCAGUCGUGCCGCCGCGCCUUUUGGUUAUCGCCGUUUCUCGCUCUCGCUCCACUAGCCUCGCUCCCGUUCGCUCGUCGCGCGCGUAACCGGUAUCGACGACGCGCGCCCAAUCAACGCGUUCCGUACCGUCGUCACCGCCGCGCUGCUGGAACGCUGCUGGCCGCCACCGUGCGUUUCCGUUGUCGCGCCGGCGUGCCGUCUCCGCGGCGGUAAAGCUCGUCCGUCCGGCCGUACCCCUCCACUGCGGGUCCGUCACCGGUAUCGGCGUACCGGAAAACCGCGCCAACGGACGGUCCCGCUCGCACGUGUCGCGCGUGCGCGUUGCGCCCGCGCCGCGGCGCACCGGUUUCGCGCCGACCACCGUAUCCGGGACGUCGCGACAAUGACGUUACCGUAGCAUCGUCUUCGCGCGUCCAUCCAUGGCCGCUGUACCCGAGGUGAGUGGUGCGAACGGUUAAUCGACCGACCGCGAACGCGCGACGACGACGAUUUAUUCGGAUUCGCUCGUCUUCGUUUCGCAGUGUCACGGGGUUGUAGUGGACUGUGAUCCUACCGUCAUUGAUUCGUCCAAUCCCCCGACCGCGUCUCGACAGCACCGUACACAUUUUCCUCGAUCGGCGUAAAAGGUUUUGUAUUCAGUUUUUAAUUCGUUCGAAAACCGUCGAUUAUUAUACCGCGACGUGCGUGUACGUUCAACCGACGCGGUGUUCGUCUAUUUUUACGCGGACGAAAAUAACCCAUCGAUAUGAACUUUCCGUUUUAUUCCCUUUGAUAAUUACCUAUAUUUUUCGUGUCCUCCGAACAUAUGUUUUGUUUUACGUAAUCUGGACGAUAACGUUUCGAUGACUAUCGUUCGUCUUGUUCCGCGGUUUCUUCCCGCCGUUCGGACUAGACGAUGGACGAUUAUUUACGAACAAAAUAAAUCAUAAAACCGAUGCGCUAACGCUCCUUCAAAUCGCAAUCAACCGUCGAGUCGCGAUCGUCGCUGUUGCAACGCUAAACCGGGUAGGUACGCGAAUUCGUGACUCCAAUUGUUUUCAAAAGGAAACGAGUCGCACCACUGUACGCUACACGCCUACCGUCUUACGGAAACACUUGUUAACGUUUUUACGAGUAUUCCCAGUGAUCACUCGAGUCGUGUUAGCAACGAGAACGAACUAAAACAACCGGUCGCUUUUCGAUCCGUCGUCUCCCGGGACAAUAUUAUAGUCCAUCGACUAUGAUCAAUAUGACAUUUGAACAUUAUGCGAACGACAAACGCGUACGCGUUGUAUCGUACGCGCGCACGGCGGCUGUUCGUGCGCGGAUCGCUAAAAACAAAUAUGUAGUAGAUCGUUUUUUGGAAGCGGUUCAGAGCGCAUCGCGUGCGAUUUUACAGCGUCCCCGGCGCCUCCUUCUGUCGUUCUAUUGCGCGCGACCAACGGAUACGAUACAACGAUAAUUAUUAAUAAUAUUUAUUAUUAUUUUCGCCGUUUUCCUUGUUAACGGGCCAUGACGGGCACCACUUAUACUCCCCGCCAACAGCUGUCGCUACAGCAACAGCAGCAACAACAACAACAACAACAACAACAACAACAAUAAUAUUAUUACGCUCGCGGACGAUGGUCACGAGGUUAUCGCGGCGGCGACGGUGGCGGCGAUUUAGAGAACAGUCCGUCCCGUGACGCCGCACGCGCGUGCACGAACACGAACGUUACAUAAUACAGCAGCUAUCGAAAACGCGUCGUGAACGUCGUACGAAAAAAAAAAAUAAUAAUAAAACAACAAUAAUUGUAAUUGUAAUAAAAGCAGCAGUAGUAGUAGUAGUAGUAACAACGAAAACCGGUCAACGGGGUCAACCGCGAGAAACCGCCUUUCUCCCCGGGUCGCGCGGCGUGCCGAUUUCCGCCGACGACGGAUCUCUCGAAACCUGCGCGCAGACGGUUUCCACCGCGCGCACGUGUGCCGUACGUACGUCGCGCGCUCUUCUUUCCUGUAUUUCUCGCUCGCUCUCUCUAUCUCUCUCAUUCUCUCACACCACUCACUCUCUCACUCACUCUCUCUCUCUCUCUCUCUCUCUCUCUCUCUCUCUCUCUCUCUCACUCUCUCUGUUUUGCGCGCUUUUGGUAUUAUAAUAUCGUCGACCGUUUCAGCCGUGCGCCCGCGUCCGCGACAAAGGCCGUGGACUUUGCUGCGGCGAACGCGACUUCAACCGGCCGGCAUCGCUACGUGACUCGGGCUGUCGAGAUCUCCGUCGCACCGGUCGCUUUUGCCGCCGUCGCCGUUGCCGACACCUGUGACGGGACCGCCGCCGCUGCGGUCGGCACCCCGCGUUCCGAGUGACCGCUUCGAUGGACCGCGGCACCGAUCCGCAGUGAUCGUACGACGGCCACGCGAACCGCGCGUUCCAUGGACGGAGACGACGACGACAGCGGCGGCCGCGGCUGCGAACAGAUGCGCGACCGCCGGAGGCGGCGGUCCACCAUGACCGCGACCGCGGCGGCAACGGAUACGGCCGCGGUGUCUUUGCAACAGCAGUCCUGCGUGAGGAGGCGCGUAGUGCCGGCCAGGAGAAGCUGUUCGGCCGUUACCGAAAGGGAGAUGAUGGUGGCCGGCGCGUGGCAGCCGUCCCGUCAGCACUCCGUGACCAAGAGAUCGUCCAGAAUUCACAGAAUACCGAGAUCGGUUCAGUUCUCGCGACUGUUGGAAAGAGACCAAGAAAAACACGUCAAAGGAUUAAAAAAAAAUUCGAGAAGUGCCCACAGUUAUGACGUGUUUUUGGGCGGAUCGUGCAAUCCUACCACGUGGCGCAAAGACCUGGCCGUACCGUACCUGCAAGAGGCCGGGUUAUCGUUUUACAAUCCACAAGUGGACCAUUGGAGUCAAGAUCUAAUUGAAAUCGAGCACGCGGCCAAGGAGAGCGCGACUAUUUUGUUCUAUGUGAUCGACAGUCAGACCAGAAAUGUGGUCAGCGACAUAGAAACGGCCAACUUCGCUGGUCACAACAAUAACCUGGUGCUGGUCAUCCAUCCGCAGGACGCGGUCACCGGAUCAAUAGUAGCCGGUGAACAGAUAACUUCCAAAGAGGCAGAAGACAUACGAGAAGCCCUGACGGUAUUGCACGAAAUUGCUUCCGGUCAAGGGAUAUUGGUAUUCGACAACAUAUCGCUGGCCUUGAGUAGAGUAGUCCAGAUAUUGAAGGACAAGACCCAUCAUAUCCACGGUACUGGCGAAGACAACACUACAUAUUGCAAGAUACGCGAUGCCUUCAACAUGUUCGAUACCAAAGUUUCCGGCAUAAUAAACAUUUUCGAUGCAAGAAUGGCCAUUCGGUUGUUGACUAAUCAGAAUCUGUCCGAAAACGAAGUGCUGAACCUGAUAUCCGAACAAGAAGAUUACAAAGCUGUCGGAAGUAACCACCAAGCGUGUUUCACGUUCGAUCAAUUUCAUGCCAUCGCUUCUAAAUUUCUUCAGUUACCCGACAAACGCAAUCGCAAGAAUGGAUUCGACAUCGGACGUACGUGCCGUCCGAUUGUCGGUCGGUCGUUGAAUUUGUCACAGGAAUGCACCGAGGUGACUAGGUCUUCGAGAACCACGGAUAUCUAUCUGGCGGGAGAGAGCGGCGAUGACAUUCGGUGGAAAGAGGACGUCGCCAUUCCCAUGAUCAAAAAAUCUAAUUUAACGUAUCACGCAGCUACGAGAACAGACAUUUCAUUAUUAUUAGAUGCGCGUACAUUGUUAUUCGUAAUUCCAAACAAUUCAAGAUCAUUGGCAACCAUGACUCUAGCAGCAUAUUGCAUAGCUAAAAGCUGCAGAAUGGUGUUGUGCAUACAGAAUCUCAGUAAAGAUAACUGCAUGGUUCGUGGCGAAAAGUUAACCCAAACUGCCAUCAAUGAUUAUAACCGCGGAAGGAUGUAUUUGGCAGAUUUAGCGUCGCGAGAAAGAGUGCCUGUGUUCGAAACUACCAUAGACGCGGUUGAAGCCGCCAUAAAAAAAAGCUUAUAGCAUAUAUUUUUAUUCUAUAAAUAAUACCGUGUAUAAAGUAUAAUGACCGUUUAAUUAUUUUUAAUUACGCGAAAACUAACUGAUAUUUACGAGGAAAAGCGUUUUUAUCUAUAGAAACUAUUUUUAAGUACCGAUUUUUUCAUUUCAUUUAUUUAUUUUUUAACUAACAGCUAAAGAAUUAUUUUUAAUUUUAAU